Molecule: messenger RNA, 1459 nt
Organism: Solenopsis invicta (red fire ant)
Lineage: Eukaryota; Metazoa; Arthropoda; Insecta; Hymenoptera; Formicidae
Product: larval cuticle protein 65Ag1
Exons: 2
Coding region: 699-1100 (133 amino acids)
Cellular component (GO): chitin-based extracellular matrix
Molecular function (GO): structural constituent of chitin-based larval cuticle
Source: RefSeq, a predicted model, not a curated record
CGAUUGGAUGCACCUCGAAAUAUCUAAUCGCCAACUCGAUCAUCGUAGAUCUCUCGCGUUCCGCCGUCACGUAGAUCACGCCCCGGUCCCGAAUUACUGCGAUUGACAGUUCUAGAUACGCUGACGCGAGCGAUGCCUCGGACAUCAUGCGGUUGCUUCAAAAAUUCCAUCGUGAUUAACCGUCGUGGGUGGUCCCUCGAUACGAGGGAGGUUCUCAAUACUUCGCGGAAGCAAAUAAGCUAUGAAUCAAACACAAUCAGUUUGGAAUAAUGAAAUCCGUAAGAACCAAUUCUCAAACGCUAUGUAAAAAAUUUUUAAUUUAAAAAAUUGAAAAUUCAAUUUUGCUCUUCAUAAGACACGGUGGCAAACAAUAGGACAAGAUGACAACCGUUCUUUAACAAUCGUCACUCGUGCGGAAAUCUCGUACACUCAACUACAUCGUGUGUGUGUGUGUGUGUGUGUGUGUGUAUUGUAUUUUUGUAGGGUCCAUCCUUUAGUCGACGAGCGUCAAUUAAAUGCGCGAAACCACCUCGCACAAGAUAUCUCUACACGGAUCUGAGGUCUGUAAGCGGCGGAUAUAAUAGCUAGUUGCACGCUCGAUAGAUCUGAUCUGAUCCCGAUCUUUCUCCGUGCACUGUGGGCUCUUCUUCUUCGUUACAACUGGCGCGACCUCAAGACUGAAUCGCUACAUAGACGAAAUGGUUUCUAAGGUCCCAGAGAUAGCCUUCAUUGUGCUGGCAGCUUGCGCCUUGGCAGCGCCUGCCGACGAACCGAUACCGAUCAUCAGCCAGACCCAAGAGGGUCCCAACCCGGACGGAUCGUACAAGUGGAGUUACGAGAGCGGUAACGGUAUCAAGGCCGAGGAGGAAGGUCACCUGGAGGAAGCUGGCACCGACAACGAGGCGAUGAGAGCGGAGGGCGGUUUCAGCUAUUCGAGCGAUGACGGUCAGGCAAUCUCCUUGACUUACGUGGCUGACAAGAACGGCUUCCAGCCGGUGGGCGCUCAUCUACCCACCACGCCGGAAAUUCCGCCGCUAAUACUGAAGGCUCUCGAGUGGAACGCGGCGCAUCCGUCUAAGGAUGAUGAGAAUCAGGUGUAAAACAGCCUGACCGGCGCCGCCGUCGAGUAUGUGAUCUCACGAUCUCCACAAGUAAUUAUUUCGCUACGAGAAUGGAAGACGAUCCACGGUGACGCCGGACGACGAGUGUUGCCGUCGCCCGCGUGUUGUCGUCCUCGCCCUCGAAACCAACACGGGCUGCUCUGAUUCAAAUUGUUGUAAAUAUUUAUUGUACGCGGUACUAUACACAUACCCACACAUACAUACGUAUCUUAUUAUAUUGUAUUAAUAUAUAAUAUAUAUUUGGAGAGAAAGCAAACAUGUACCACGACUAUGUAGCUGACUCAUCGUUAGAUAUGUGUUACGGUGCAUUAAGAAUAAACGUUGCAUCCCAGGAGAGA